Messenger RNA from Mercurialis annua (annual mercury), 2356 nucleotides. Its product is annotated as putative pentatricopeptide repeat-containing protein At3g25060, mitochondrial. Gene Ontology annotation, biological process: RNA modification. Gene Ontology annotation, molecular function: protein binding; RNA binding. Lineage: Eukaryota; Viridiplantae; Streptophyta; Magnoliopsida; Malpighiales; Euphorbiaceae. The record is from RefSeq and is a predicted model, not a curated record. The coding region runs from base 78 to 1865 and encodes 595 amino acids. The transcript has a single exon.
UUCGUAAAAAAAAAUAUGUCUUCUAAAUUCUAUUUCCACUGCUAAUUGUUACAAACUGUCAACUGUUCGGUUUUUUUAUGCUAAUUCCAUGGCUAAGUCACUUCAAACCUCUCAUUUUAGCUUGCAAACACAAAACUACCAUAACUCAACUCCAUGCUCUGAUACUUACCACUGGUCUCUCCUUCAACGACCCAAAUUCCAUUACUCCUCUCAUUGCCUCAUAUGCCCGCAUUAACAGCAUUGUUUCGGCCCGUAAAGUGUUCGAUAAAAUGCCUCAAAGAACUGUAAACGCAUGGAAUUCAAUGAUCAUAGCGUAUUCACGCACUAAUUACCCUAAUGAAGUCUUUGUUCUUUACCAUAGAAUGGUAUCUGAAGGAAGUAAACCCGACAGCUCGAUUUUCACUGUCACUAUAAAGGCAUGUUCCAGCUUAAUGGAGUUGGAAAUGGGAGAGAAAAUUUGGAGUCAAGCUGUGGAUUUUGGAUAUGGGUGUGAUGUGUUCGUUGGGUCUUCUAUUUUGAAUUUAUAUGUUAAGUGUGGAAGAUUGGAUAAAGCGAAAAUGGUGUUUGAUAAAAUGGUGAAGAAAGAUGUUGUGAGUUGGACUACUAUGAUAACGGGAUUUGCGCAAAGCGGGAUGGCGGUUGACGCCAUUGAUGUGUAUCGGAAGAUGCAGAACGAGUGCAUUGAAGUAGAUGGAGUUGUGAUGGUGGGGUUAAUUCAGGCUUGUGGUGGUGUUGGGGAUUCGAAAUUGGGUCUUUCUGUUCAUGGAUAUAUGGUUCGAAAAGAGAUGAUUAUGCAUAAUGUUCUUCAGACCAGCCUUGUCUAUAUGUAUGCCAAGAAUGGGAGGUUGGAGCUUGCUUUGCGUGUUUUUGAAGAUAUCCGAAACAAGAGUGUUGUUUCUUGGGGAGCAUUGGUUUCUGGUUUUGCUCAAAAUGGUUUCACAGAGAAGGCACUUGCAUUGUUGAUAGAGAUGCAAAGUUUUGGGUUCAAACCAGAUUCGGUUACUCUUAUUAGUUCACUUUCGGCAUGUUCCCAAGCUGGAUAUUUGAAAUUGGGGAAAAGUUUACAUGGAUAUAUGGUUAGAAGGCUUCAUUUUGAGCAAGUUUUAGGAACUGCAUUGAUUGACAUGUACGCAAAAUGUGGAUCUCUUUCAUCUGCUCGUGCCUUAUUUGAUCAGAUAGAAUCGAGGGACUUGUUAAUGUGGAAUGCCAUGAUUGCUGGCUAUGGAAUCCAUGGAGAUGGAAGGGAAGCCCUCUUGCUUUUUCUCAAGAUGAGGGAAACAUAUAAAAAUCCAGAUCAUGCAACUUUUGCUUCUCUUUUCUCAGCUCUUAGCCACUCAGGUCUAGUAGAAGAAGCUCAACACUGGUUUCGUGUUAUGGUAAAUGUUAACAAGAUCCAACCAGGUGAAAAGCAUUAUGCUUGUAUGGUUGACCUUUUGAGCCGAGCAGGACGAGUGGAAGAAGCUUAUUGGUUAAUAAAAUCAAUGCACACUGAACCAGGACUUCCGAUUUGGGUUGCUCUUUUGUCAGGCUGCCUUAAUUAUAGAAAAUUGUUGAUCGGAGAGAUGGCGGCAAAGAAGAUUCUUGAGUCAAAUCCAGAUGACUUGGGAAUAUAUGUUUUAGUUUCAAACUUCUUUUCCAUGGCCAAGAAAUGGGAAGAAGCAGCUGUUUUGAGGAAGAUAAUGAAAAAUACAGGAAUGAGAAAAGUACCUGGUUAUAGUGCAGUUGAAGUGAAUGGAAACCAACAAGCAUUUCUAAUGGAAGACAAGAACCAUGAAAAAUAUCAGGAUAUUCUGCAAAUAUUGGUUACUUUGAACAAUCAGAUGAAAUCUAUCAGAUGUAUCACAGAAAAUGAGUUGGUAAUAUAAAAUCAUAAAUCUAUAUCAGUAAGAGAAAAUGGAAAGACAAGGAAGGAGCCACCCAGAGUAAAAAAUAGAGGAUGAGCCAAAGAUUCUAGAUUGAAGAGAUAUUACAAAAUUUUCAAUCAUGGUCACAUGUAGCCAUUUCCUAUUCUGGGGAAAAACCGGGUCGCUAGUGCAUUCUUUUUUACCUAAUGAAGAUGCAUCAACCAAUGGUCAAUAUUCAGUGAAAUCACGGAGAGAUUUUCUGCAGCACCGCCAGCGAUCAAAAUCACUUGACUACAUAAGUUGCUCGUACCGUCAGCUUUUGUAUCCUGGACAAUGAGCCUGAAGAUUUUGGUUCUCUUCCAAGAGACGGUCAUAUUCAAGUAGUAAGUCAGCAGAUUGUUUCUGAAGAGAAACAACGUGGGAUUCCGCAGUUUCUAAUUGCUUGUCCUUCUCUUUAUUUUCCAACUUCAGCUUCUUUAAAUUUUCUGAUAGAGUAGAAACUUGUUCCCUCA